This is a messenger RNA of Gongylonema pulchrum, 290 nucleotides long. NCBI's taxonomy places the organism in Eukaryota, Metazoa, Nematoda, Chromadorea, Rhabditida, Gongylonematidae. The record is from the annotation of a GenBank genome assembly.
UUGGAAGGAGCGGAGCCAGCUGCUUUCACGCAGUGGGCCAGCUCUUGGGAAGGUGGCAAAAAGAUCCCAGCGUAUACACCCAAACUGUUUCAAUGCAGCGAUCAGAACGGCAAAUUGGCGGUCGAGGAAAUUUAUAGCUAUUCACAAGAAGAUCUAGAUGGCGACGAUGUGAUGAUUUUGGAUGCACUGAGUGUCAUUUAUGUUUGGGUCGGUAGCGGAGCUAACGAGAACGAAAAGAAGUUCGCCGAAAGUGUCGCCAGCGUAUGUCAUCGGUUUCAUCCUAUUUAAGU